Molecule: messenger RNA, 1569 nt
Organism: Oncorhynchus keta (chum salmon)
Lineage: Eukaryota; Metazoa; Chordata; Actinopteri; Salmoniformes; Salmonidae
Gene: pld6
Product: phospholipase D family, member 6
Exons: 4
Coding region: 300-980 (226 amino acids)
Biological process (GO): piRNA processing
Cellular component (GO): mitochondrion
Molecular function (GO): RNA endonuclease activity producing 5'-phosphomonoesters, hydrolytic mechanism
Source: RefSeq, a predicted model, not a curated record
CGCGGAAAUCGACUGCCGUUUGAGUAUGCUUUUGCGUCACAGUCGAUAGCGCGCCGAACCUCGGGCUAGAAGGUCGAGGGUUCGAGACCUGCUCCCUGCUGUUUCAUUAAAUUCAUUACAAUAAUAAUACAUGUUCAACCGUUUUAACAACUGUCCACUGAUUGGUGGAAACGUUGCAAAUAUCCCGCGAGUUUUAAAUUGAUUGACAGCUCUAGAGCACUGGUCGACGUUCGUCUUCGAAGUCCACUCAACUAAAAGUCCAUCGUGAAAACAGAUGCUCGACGGUGAAAAAAGUCAAGAUGUCAGUGGUUCAGAUGGUGAAGAUCGUGGGUCUGGGGGCUGUGGCCCUCACUCUCAGUGUGGAGUGGUUGGGCUGGCUCUUCUGUCGCCUCUGGCCCUGGAAAAUAUCCAGAGGGCCCCUGAAAGAAGUCUUCUUUUUCCCUACAGAGGUCGCCUGCACGGAGCGUCUCUUCACUCCUAACUCACCAUUCCCCUGCCCCUGUCCUUUACCCCACAACAUCAACACCUCCUUCACCCGUCUCCUGGGCCACAUCCUGUCUGCCUCCUCCUCCUUGGACCUGUGUGUCUUCGCAUUUACCAACCUGGACCUGAGCCGGGCCAUGCUGGCCCUCCACACCAGGGGCAUCCCCAUCCGUAUCCUCACUGACAUGGACUACACCCUCAUCACCGGCUCCCAGAUAGGGGCCAUCCGCAGAGCAGGCAUCUGUGUGAGGUGUGACUCCGGCGCCGUCCACAUGCACCACAAGUUCGCCGUGGUGGACGGCCGGCGCCUAAUCACCGGCUCCCUGAACUGGACGCUGACCGCCAUCCAGAGCAACAAGGAGAACAUCCUGGUCACGGAGGAACCGGACCUAGUCCUGCCCUUCAUCACUGAGUUCCAGAGGCUCUGGGAUGUCAAUGACCCGGCUAGGAGACACCUGCCGUCCAUCGCUGAGAAACCUGCUAGUUUAGUACUAUAGAGAGACAGAGAAACAUGGCUGAAAUGUUGGUAUGGUCAGUCAGUAGCUGGUGGUUACUUUUGGUUUACCAACUGGUACGGUGAUUAUGUAGAAUGUUUUAUUAUAUUUUCCAUUUGUAAGAAACCUGCUAGUUUAGUAUUAUGGAUAGAAAGGUGUAUGGGCCUUAUCUGGGACAAACCUGUCCAAAUAAAAACAGUAUUUAUAUAAGUGUAGUGUGGUACAUUAGGAUUGGGCAGUACUGGUCAAGUACAUGAUGUAUAAUUUGGGUAGUUUGCUAUCUAGUAGUUUUAUAUUUUUUUUCAAUCUCAGAUAAACCUGCUCAUCCACAUCUUAUCAGAGAAACCAGCUUUCUUCGUCAUGUAGAUAGACUGAGAGAAACAUGGCUUUCAUCUGUAGUUUCCUACUUCAGUAGAAGUAAUAUAUUUUUGACAGAUCAAUAGCUGCUUUAGACUGGUGUGGGGAUGAUGUAGAAUGGGUAGUUUGAUAUUUUGUACUUGAACGUUUUUUUUAUAGUUUUACAUUGUUUUACAUUGAGGUAUUUUGUUAUUGUACACAAUGUUGUAUAUAUUUUAAUACAAAGUCAUUCGAA